UUCCAUACCCCCUUGUUUCUUGAAAAUGGACUUUUCAAACCCUCGUUAAAACGCAACACCGGAGUUAAUGUCGAAGCGCAGUUGAAAAAGGAGAAUAACGGCACACUCCCAAAACCUAAACACUGCCUUUUUCAAUUCUUCAGUCAAUCAGAUUGCAUAAAACCUCGAUUUUUCAAGUGGGUUUUUUAUUUUUAUUUCCCCUUUUUCCGAUUUAUAAUUCAAUCACUGUUCUUGGUCUCUUUUAUGAUCAUCUUCAUCUGGUUAGACGAUCGUAUCUACUGUUCAAUUGCUUCGAGAAAGUUAUCAGAUUGCAAGAUUGGGUCGCGAUUUUGUUGAAUUUAUGUAAUGAAUUUAUAGCGUUGAAGAUUGAUCUGAUCAGAGUCUCAAAAAAUGAGCACUGGCAGGCAAAUGGUGACUGCUCGAGACCUUAUCGAUGAGGCCAAGAAACGGAUUGUUUUCCUGUCCAUGUGCGUUAUUGGACUCUCGUAUCUCAUGUCUCUGACAAGCGCUUCAGUGUUAAUAAACUUGCCAGCUGCAUUAUCCUUACUUAUUGUUCUUCGCUACUUCACAUUGGAUUAUGACAUGAAGAGAAAAGCUGCAUCAUAUAACAAAAACCCAUCAACAACCCAUGUUUUUUCUGUCAAAAAACCACCCCUAGACCCUAAAUCCAUCUCAGGAAAGUCAGACUGGAGAAAAAAAGUCAACUCUCCAGUUGUUGAAGAUGCAAUAGAUCAAUUCACAAAACACAUAGUUUCAGAAUGGGUGACUGAUCUUUGGUAUUCCCGUAUUACCCCUGACAAACAAGGUCCAGAUGAACUAGUGCUCAUUAUCAAUGGUGUUUUUGGGGAGUUCUCUAGCCGAAUGAGAAAUAUCAACCUCAUUGACCUUCUCACAAGGGACAUUAUCAAACUUUUAUGCACCCAUUUGGAGCUUUUUCGUGCAUGUCAAAUCAAGAUUAUGAAGCAAGAACCUCUCACAAUUGCACAAAGAGACAUAGAACUAAAAACUGUGCUUUAUGCUGAAAAUAAGUUGCAUCCUGCUUUAUUUUCUUCUGUAGCUGAGUACAAGGUUCUACAGCAUCUUAUGGAUGGUUUCAUAUCUUUAACAUUCAGACCUGAGGAUCUGAAUUGUUCUUUAUUUCGUUACAUAGUGAGGGAAAUGCUUGCUUGUGCAGUAAUACGACCCGUUAUAAAUUUAGCAAAUCCCAGGUUUAUUAAUGAAAGGAUUGAAAACGUAGUUCAAAAUUCAUCAAGAAAGCCUGAAAAAGUAUCUAAUAACACAGAACAAGUCAACUCACAGUCAAAGCCAAAUGGAUCUGUUAAAGUGUAUACUCAAUCUGUGUCAUUAGAUCCUUCUGCAAAGGGUGUUGAACUCACAUUGUUAAAGAAAGAUAAUUACGAUUCUGCCACUAACAACCCCACCAUAAAAGACCCUUUGCUUUCAAUCGAUACCAAAGUAGACACCCGAAAACAACAUGUUAGUGGGGAAUGGGGGGACAAAUUAGACAUUGUUACACGUAAAAAAACCGAAGCAUUAGCUCCUGAAAAUUUUGAAAACAUGUGGGCUAAAGGUAGAAACUACAAAACAAAAGAUGGUAUGAUCAUCCAACAAAGUUCUUCAGCCACGUCAGCGAAUGUGGUCAACCAGUCAAAGGCAUUGACUUCACAAGAAGUCAAACAUGGAUCCACCAAAGGUGAUAAUAAAUCAUUCCUUUAUGAUGAAGAGGAAGAUGAGGAAGAUGAAACAAGGAGUAAUAGUAGUGUUUAUUCUAGUGAAGAUGAAGAAAGUGGUGAUAUAACAGGAUUAAAUUCACCAGGGACUAAAGUAUGGGAUGGAAAAAGUAACAGGAAGCAAACUGUAACUCACAUUCAUCAUCCACUUGAAAGUUUUCAUGGGCAAAAGGUGAAAAAAACAGGAAAAGGUGCUUCACCAAAAAGAAAUCCAGGGAGAAAAAGGUCAAGAGUGAGUAAUAUUAAUAAUCAGAAAGAGGAAAUUUGGCAUGAAGUGGAAAGAAAAAGCUUCUUAUUGGGAGACAUGCAGGAUGUUUUGAGUUCCUCAAAAGGGUAUUCUAAAUCGGUUGAAUCUAGUGAUGAAUCUGAUAAAGAUUCAUUAGCAAGAACUAAUAGUGGCACAAGUGUUUCAUCUUUAUUCCCUUCGAUUCCUGAAAGUAACAUGUCAUCAUCCACUAAUGCCCAAAAACAUUCACAAUUGGAUGAUUCAUUUUUCAGACUAAGAUGUGAGGUUUUGGGUGCAAACAUUGUGAAGAGUGGAUCUAAAACAUUUGCUGUGUAUCCCAUAUCAGUUACAGAUGUGAACAAUGUUAGUUGGUCUAUCAAAAGAAGAUUUCGACACUUUGAGGAGUUACAUAGGCGUUUGAAGGAGUAUCCAGAGUAUAAUCUUCAUCUCCCACCAAAACACUUUCUAUCAACAGGACUUGAUGUGCCUGUUAUUCAAGAACGUUGUAAACUUCUUGACAUUUAUUUAAAGAGACUUAUGCAGCUUCCAACUAUAUCUGGAUCUAUUGAAGUUUGGGACUUUCUUAGUGUUGAUUCCCAGACAUAUAGUUUCUCAAAUUCUAUAUCCAUCAUUCAAACCCUAUCAGGUGAAAAGAGUAGAGAUGCUAGGUUUGUAGGAGACCCUUCAAGGAGAGAAGUUUUGGUUUCAGAUGCUGUAAUGAAGAAUUCUUCAUCAUCAGAAGCUAAAAAUAAUUCUAUAAAUGAUGGGUCAAAAAUAUAUAAAAAGAAUGCAGGUUUUUCAGUUGCAAAGCCUGAAGUAGUAAAGGUAAUUGGAAAAGCAUUAGAGGAUUCUGAUAGUGACCAUGAAAUUGUUGCUUCAAGUCAUAUAAUAAAGAAGUCAGAAGAAGAGUCUUUAAAGGGAUUGGAGGACAAUAUUGUAAAUCCAGCAUCUGGGAUUGGGAUUCUUACAGAUGAUGGUGUUUCAGAAUUCCCUAGUGAGUGGGUCCCACCAAAUUUAAGUGUCCCUAUAUUAGAUCUUGUUGAUGUUGUGUUCCAGCUUCAAGAUGGUGGUUGGAUCAGGAGGAAGGCUUUUUGGGUGGCAAAACAGGUCCUACAGCUAGGCAUGUCAGAUGCCUUUGAUGAUUGGCUAAUUGCUAAAGUUCAACUCCUUCGUAAGGGCUCCAUUGUUGCUUCAGGAAUCAAGAAGCUUGAACAGAUACUUUGGCCAGAUGGGAUAUUUCUAACAAAGCAUCCCAGGCGGCAGCAACCACCACCCGCCACCGUAAAGCCACCCCAGGACUCACAUGACCGCCAACCUCCACCACCACCACCCACCAAUGAACAAACACUGACACAUGAAGAGGCUCAAGAACAGGAAGCUCAGAGACGUUCUAAACUAGUUUAUGAGCUAAUGAUUGAUAAGGCGCCAGCAGCUGUUGUAAGUGUUUUUGGGCGAAAGGAGUAUGAGCAGUGUGCAAAAGAUGUCUAUUACUUUAUUCAGUCAUCUGUUUGCUUAAAGCUAUUAGCGUAUGACCUUAUUGAGCUGCUGCUGAUGUCAGCAUUUCCAGAACUGGAUUCUGUGUUCCAACAAUUGCAUGAAGAAAAGCAAAAGUUUGGAGCUCUUGAACACUAGCAAAUAUCAUCAUCAUCCCCCCCUUUUUUUCUUAUUUUAUUCAUGUCAUGUGAUGUGAUGGUUAUUUUAUUCUGUGUUCCAAAGAUGUUCUAAGGGCGAUGCAUUUUUGCUUCUUCUGUUGCCCAUUAAAGAGCCCAUUUUUUUCUUCUUCUCGAGAAAUUGUGGAAAGGUCGUUAGGGUUUGCAAUAUAUUACAAGUGUAAAUAUGUUUGAGUUGGGAUUUUUGGAAGAUUUAGAGAUUGAUCUUGUUACAAAUUACAGGUAUAUGAUUUAAUACACAUCAGUUAUUGUUUCGUUUUUA
This is a messenger RNA of Lactuca sativa (garden lettuce), 3888 nucleotides long. RefSeq names its product phox (PX) domain-containing protein. The record is from RefSeq and is a predicted model, not a curated record. Gene Ontology annotation, molecular function: phosphatidylinositol binding. NCBI's taxonomy places the organism in Eukaryota, Viridiplantae, Streptophyta, Magnoliopsida, Asterales, Asteraceae.